AGCUGAUCCAUCGUAGCUCGUUCUGUACGUGCAGAUCCGCCUGGAUCUGUGAGUACGUUGGAUCGUUCUGUUAUACACAGUCGUCAUGGGACUCAAUGAAUACAUCCUAUUCAGAACACGUAGAAGCACUCUUAUGCCUCUGAGUCCUGCGUCAAGGCGAGCCCGAGCGAGUGGCGAACGCGAGAACGAGCUCGUAAAGUGGACAUCCCGUGGAGAAUCUAAAAAUGAUCGAACGCAGCUCUCCACGCGUCCCGUACGAGCGGAUGAAUGAAAACUGUUAAGAUAGUUCGUGAAUGGAUCUCCGAUUCAUAGGCGGUCUUGAACGGGUUUCGAGUAACGAAAUUCCUCGACGGGUUCGAUGCCAGACGCGGAGUUCGUUCGGACCGGAUAUUGAUCCUCGACUAACAAAACAGACGCGUACGAGCAGCUUUGAACGUCUUUCGAAGUAAAACGAUAUCCGUACGGGAAGGAACGUUGCUGGCGUCGAGAUGACGGAGGUUACUUACGUGAGGAACCCGUAUCCCUUGCCAGAAGUUCACAGGGAAGGAACUUGGACCCGUAGACCGGUGCUCGGGAAGAAAGUGGUACCGCGAGAUAAAAAUUGGAGCAAAGAUCUGAAGGCUUUCGAAAGACUGUUCGCGCAUCACACUUUGAACAGCAUAAGGAAGGAUCACAGGCUGUUCAGACCAAAGGUGCCAGACGAUUCUUUGGAUUUGGCACUGACCACGGUUUACGAACAUGGCACAGACUGUUUGGUCCCUAAAUCUUAUGUGCCGAUACAACCGGAAAGUCUGAACAGAAAAACAUGGCGGGUAUUGAAGAACCGAAUCGCGCUGUACGGAUUUGCUGAACUACCAGAGGAACCGGAAGAUCCAUUGUCCACGUUCCUGAAGAGAGCCGAGUGUUAUCGCGGCCCGAUUCCAGAGAAGAGAGUCCAUCCUAGUACCAUUAAAUUAAACAUAACCGGGCCGCAUUCCGUGCAAUCGAACCCUGGGUAUUCGAGGAAAAUCGACGGGACUUUUUACAAUAUUUAAACGACGGUCUGAACAUACGAAAGCCCCGCGCAUAUUUGAUAAAGGAAAGCUCCCGAAGUAAAACUAAUAUACCGACAAUUUUAUUCUGCUAACAACUAUUAAGUCGCGAGCCGGCCAUCGAAAUCGUGUGCUAACAGUCGAUAUAUUUGAGAAUAAUUAAUUAAAAUCGACCAUUAUUCAUUACCUACGUCGAUCCUACGUUUCGCUAUAUUUAUUAACAGGCUUCCCACCGGAUCGAUUUUAAUAAUGAACUCAUCAAGUUUGAACGUAAUUUUUGUUAAAUCCGCUAUCUACUAAUUGACUCUUUAGAUAUCAAUUGUCCAAAGUCAAAUUUCGAAGUGCGAUAGAAUCUUUCUUAAGUGAUAUCUGUGUAAGAACAUUUCGCAACUCUAUCAACGUUGUAUCUGAUGUUGAACGAUCGUUAUCUGAUGCUAUUUCACACAGGUGCAACGUUGGCGUAAUGAGAAUGAUGCAUUGUGAUAAAACAUGAAAUACAAGGUGUGUAAAUUAAGGACGUUUGUUAGGGUUUUAGAAGAAAAGCGGUGCGGGGAGUCUCCUAUUCUUAUACAUUGUAAAAAUCGAGUAAUACCAACAUCAUAUAUUUAACAUAACAACUAUUCAAAAGCAUUAAAAACAUAAAUAGAUAACAUACGUGAAUAGUAAAAUAUUUAAAAUUUAUUCUU
This is a messenger RNA of Ceratina calcarata, 1717 nucleotides long. RefSeq lists its product as uncharacterized. The transcript is spliced from 5 exons. The record is from RefSeq and is a predicted model, not a curated record. NCBI's taxonomy places the organism in Eukaryota, Metazoa, Arthropoda, Insecta, Hymenoptera, Apidae. The coding region runs from base 489 to 1034 and encodes 181 amino acids.